AUGAGUAAUUUACCAUUAUUAGGUACAUCAAAUCAAUCCAAUUUCUUAACAAAUGCUAAAAAAUCAACUUUAUUAACAUUGAAAUCAUCACCAGUAAAUUAUUUAUUGGUGUUUGUUCCAAUUGGUUUAAUUGCUGGUUAUUUAAAUUGGAAUUCAAAUGCUAAAUUUUGGAUUAAUUUUUUAUCAAUUAUACCAUUAGCUUCGAUAUUAGCAUUUGCAACAGAAGAAAUAAGUGAACAUGUUGGACAAACAGCUGGAGGUUUAUUAAAUGCAACAUUUGGUAAUGCAGUUGAAUUAAUUGUUUCAAUUAUUGCAUUAAAAGAAAAUCAAGUUAGAAUUGUUCAAGCUUCAAUGUUAGGUUCAAUAUUAAGUAACUUGCUUUUAGUUUUAGGCUGUUGUUUUGUUGCUGGUGGUAUAACAAGAGUUCAACAAAGUUUCAAUCAAACUGUUGCUCAAACAAUGUCAAGUUUAAUGGCUUUAGCUACUGCUUCAUUAUUAAUCCCAGCAGCUUUUCAUGCUUCAUUACCAAAACCAAAGGGCAACCUGGGAUUUUUCCCAGAACCUGGUUCAUCAGAUGAAUUAAUUUUAAGUUUAAGUAGAGGAGUUUCAAUUAUAUUAUUAUUAUGUUAUUUAUUUUAUUUAAUUUUUUCAUUAAAAACUCAUAAAUCAUUAUUUGAAGAAACUAAUUCUGCAGAUAUUGAUCAUAAUAAUUCAAGUGAUGAUAUUAUAACAAAAGAUGAUGAACAUUUAUCAAUUUAUGAAGCUUUAACAAUUUUAUUAAUUACAACAAUUUUAGUUUCAUUUUCUGCUGAUAUUUUAGUUGGUUCAAUUGAUGAUAUUGUUGAAAAAUCAGGUUUAUCAAAAACUUUUAUUGGUUUAAUUAUUAUUCCCAUAGUUGGUAAUGCAGCAGAACAUGUUACUGCUAUAGUUGUAGCAAUGAAAGAUAAAAUGGAUUUAGCUAUUGGAGUUGCUGUUGGUUCAUCAUUACAAAUUGCUAUAUUUGUUACACCAUUUAUGGUUUUAACUGGUUGGAUAAUUGAUGUACCAAUGUCAUUAUAUUUUUCAACUUUUGAAACUGCUAUAUUAUUUGUAAGUGUUUUUAUAACAAAUUUAGUAAUAUUAGAUGGUGAAAGUAAUUGGUUAGAAGGUGCUAUGUUAUUAUGUACUUAUUUUAUUAUUGCUUUAGCAUUUUUUUAUUACCCAGAUUCAGCAGGAUUAUAG
This is a messenger RNA of Lodderomyces pseudojiufengensis, 1221 nucleotides long. RefSeq names its product Vcx1p (gene VCX1). Gene Ontology annotation, molecular function: calcium:proton antiporter activity. Gene Ontology annotation, biological process: intracellular calcium ion homeostasis; calcium ion transmembrane transport. The transcript has a single exon. Gene Ontology annotation, cellular component: fungal-type vacuole membrane. NCBI's taxonomy places the organism in Eukaryota, Fungi, Ascomycota, Pichiomycetes, Serinales, Debaryomycetaceae. The record is from RefSeq and is a predicted model, not a curated record. The coding region runs from base 1 to 1221 and encodes 406 amino acids.